Messenger RNA from Balaenoptera acutorostrata (minke whale), 6217 nucleotides. RefSeq names its product COMM domain containing 2 (gene COMMD2). The record is from RefSeq and is a predicted model, not a curated record. The coding region runs from base 90 to 677 and encodes 195 amino acids. NCBI's taxonomy places the organism in Eukaryota, Metazoa, Chordata, Mammalia, Artiodactyla, Balaenopteridae. The transcript has 5 exons.
CGCCGGAGCCUUUUUACGCUUGGACUCAGGGCCCGGAAGUGGCGAGGACGGGGUCAGCGCUGCGGGGUGAAAUCGGCCAGCCAGAGAAGAUGCUGCUGGACCUGUCGGAGGAGCACAAGGAGCACCUGGCCUUCCUGCCGCAAGUGGACAGCGCGGUGGUCGCUGAGUUUGGGCGAAUUGCGGUGGAGUUCCUGAGGCGUGGCUCUAACCCCAAGAUCUACGAAGGCGCUGCGAGUAAGAAGGGGGGAGGCACAGCGCUGAAAACUGCGCGGAGAAGAAAACUCAGCGUGAGUAGUGACACUGUCCAACAUGGUGUGGAAGGAUUAAUACACCUCCUCACUGAAAGUUCGAAGCUCAUGAUUUCUGAACUGGAUUUCCAAGACUCUGUUUUUGUUCUUGGAUUCUCUGAGGAAUUGAACAAAUUGUUGCUUCAGCUUUAUCUGGACAACAGAAAAGAGAUCAGAACUAUCCUGAGUGAAUUGGCACCAGACCUUCCCAGUUACCACAGCCUUGAAUGGCGACUAGAUGUACAGGAGAGCCCAGCAGGAAACAGAGGCCAGUGGAAGAAAAGCACAAUUGAUAUUGCCACCCAUCAUCCCCCUGCAGGCAUCUGGGUCACCCUUUUCCCAUACAUAUAUGUUCUGCAGUUGCAAAAUAACUGUAAUAUCAGAUAUUAGCAAACUAUAAUCAGAUAAUUUUUAAUUAUAGUGAUAACUUGAUUAAUGAAGCUUUCAUAUUAACAACCUCACAAACAAAAGGAAACUUGAUAUAUUACGUGAAAUAGUAGCAUAUGUCAUCAGGUUUAAAAGCAACAUGACUGCCAAGCUUAUAUGAUGAAAAUAGCUCUGUGAGGCUUCUUCUUUGUCCGCAUUUGGUGGGAGAUAAGCAGGGCUGACUCCAGCCAAGAUUGAAAUAAUAUCCCUGUGUCUCCUUAGGGCAACCUUUCUUCUUCCUCUGCAUCCACUGUUCUUACCCCAAGCAAAACAACAAAGCACAUGUUAGUCUUUUUUUAUUUGUAUCAAACGCCCCUGGUCUCCUCUGGCUGUACUUUGUUAUUCUUUCUGAUGUUCUGCCUUCUUUGCCUUUUUUGGGCCAGAGCGUUGGGAGCGGUCUCCUAACUUCCUUUUGAACCUGGGACUCACCUUUUUUUCCACAGACCAUCUAAUGAGCCUCUUCCUUUCCUUGUCUGGACGCUCCACACCCUUAUGCAUUCCUCUGCCUUGCUUGUUUUAUGGCACAUUUGAUUUUUUUGUAACUUGUAUAUGAACGUAUUUUCUGCAGAUGCAGUCACUAUUCUACUCUCCUAUGUGACCAGGUUUCUUGCCUCUGGGAUGUGCCUUUCCAUCUGUAACUGUCUAAAUGUUUGUUAAAACAUUUUGGGUUACGAGUAUGCUGAUUUUUUAGGAUUUUCUGAUGCAUGUUUAGACAAGCGUAACAGCUUUUAUGUCUCAAAGCCAGAAUAGUAACAUCUCGUCUCUCAGAACAGAGCUGUGAGUAGGAAAUAAUCAAUAUGUAUAAUCGCAAAGUCUACAUAUACUUCACCCAUUGGAAGUCUCUUUUGUGUUUCACAAAAUUCCAUGAGCUUGUUUUGUUAUUGAUGUUUCCAAGCUUAGGUAAAUAUAAAGCAGCAAACUAGAAAAGUGGUGGGGAUACCAUAAGAAGAAAAUAUACUUCUUUGAAAACUGAAAAGUGAGACCCUGAUACCAAGGAAAGUUUGAAAAAUCAUUAAGUGUGUGUAAGGGAUGCAUGUGUGGGAGCCCUUAAAAUUUAUAGCAGUAUGUGGCCCUUUAGUAUAUAAUCCUAUGAGAAGGUUAAGAGGUCAGUCUUUGGAACUGGACAAAAGGGUUUGAAUUUUAGGCUCUGUGGCUUCUUUGGGGUCCUUGAUAAAUUCCCAAAGCCUUGUUUUCUUCAUCUUUAAAAUAGGAGUAAUAACACCUAUCUCAUUGGCUUGUAGAGACCAAGUGAGACCACAUAUAUACAAUGUUUAGCAUAGUAUUGGGCUUUAGAAAAUACUUGCGUAGACUGAGGAUCUCAUUAUUUUGUAGCCUUGAAUUCUGUCUCAUAUACUCUAAGAAAGAAAAUGUUACCUGAUUUCUAUACUGAGUUUGAAUAACUCAUAUUUAAAAAAUUUUUUUGAAGUCUAAAAGAAGAAAAAAGAUCAGGGAAUUUAAAUACAUUUUUAGUAGUACCUUUAUCGAAAAUUUUAAUUCUUAGAAUGAUAUAACUCUCCAGAAAACUCAGCUAUUCAAAACUGCCUAGUCCCCAUAGGACUCAGGUAGACAAGCUGAGGGUUUUACCUAUAGGCUUGGUCUAGAGUCCCUUUUUUCUGUCUUUUUUUCUCCGCACCAGUGAAAGAAGCAUGGGAAUCUCAAGAUACUAGCUAAGCCAGGUCUCUUUUUAUAGGUAAUAUAUCUAAAUGGAGUUGUUUUUAAUCUCCAGGAGAAAACACAUAAUACUUCUUUGUAGUUUCUCACAGCCUUCAUGGUCAGGAAGAUCUGUCAGCUGCUGUAUAAAAUCUUCCUGCUAUAAUGUAUGCACUCUUCUCUGUACUUUUUUAAUAUAUGUUUAAGUCUCUCUUUAGCUUACCCUUCCACAGUUUCCAUAGUAAUAGGUUACUGUCAUCCCUUUUCCCUUCUUUCAUUAAUGGUAGAAAAUAUUUUGGUAAAAAUGGUAUCAUACUACAUUGCCUCUAGUUUAAAUAUAUUCGUUUUUAAAACCACCAUGACCGUUAUGUUCAAACCUAAAUACUUUCCUUAAAAACAAAACAAGCGGGCUUCCCUGGUGGCGCAGUGGUUGGGAGUCUGCCUGCUAAUGCAGGGGACGCGGGUUCGAGCCCUGGUCUGGGAAGAUCCCACAUGCCGCGGAGCGGCUGGGCCCGUGAGCCACAAUUACUGAGCCUGCGCGUCUGGAGCUGUGCUCCGCAACAGGAGGGGCCGCGAUAGUGAGAGGCCCGCGCACCGUGAUGAGGAGUGGCCCCCGCUUGCCACAACUAGAGAAGGCCCUAGCACAGAAACGAAGACCCAACAUAGCAAUCAAUCAAUUAAUCAAUAAAAAAAUAAAUCUUUAAAAAAAAAAAAAAAAAAAAAAAAACAAGCAAGCCCAGCUUCACCAUUAAUGUGGUUACUUCAGUGAGCUUUACAAACUUAAAGAGCAAUGUUUUAAUUAUAAAAGCAGAAGAAACCCAUUAUUUCUCAGCUUUGCAAAAUAGUAUGUACUAUUUCGAGAUGAGAAAACGAUGUACUUUAUGGCAAUAAAAUAUAUAUAUUUAGUGAUUCAAUCACCGAAUACUAAUGGCUCUUUGUUUUAUGUUUGUAUAGCUCCAGUCCUCUCUGCUCAGGAACUCAAAUGACUUAAUUAUGUUUGGUAGCCACGAGUCCAUAAGAUUCUACUUACCAUAAUGGGGAAAUAUAGGAAAAGUAAUUUUAUUUCCUUAAUGGACCUAAAGUAAAAAGGAGCAUCAGGAAUACAAAUAUCCGCAUUAAUGUAUUCUGAAACUUGGCUUCUACUCAGGUUGUUGCCGUUUUAAACCCAAUGAACUUUUUAUAAGAUAAAUUUUUUAAUAAUUAUAGUGUAAAUUAUGUUAUCAUUAGAAAUAUUGCUAAUUAUGUGGCUAUCAGAGUGGGAGGCCAUGCACUUUUAUUAUACUUGCACCUAAAUUGAUGUUUUUUAGUUGCAAAGACUGCAAUUUUCAUUUUCCUCUCCUGCAGUUACCAUAUCUUCUGCAGAACAGUCUGCCCAACCAUCAACUAAAAAGAGAGGCAACGCCAAGAAAAGGAUUUUUGCCCUUUCUCACAAACCAUGUGAGAGCUUUUACCUCUUUUAUUCUUAAUUUUUCUUACUCUUUACUCUUUCACUUUGAGCUAUAAUCCACCCAUUUAUGUAUGGCAUGGUACUGAUAGGAAAACAAAGCAAAUUUUAAAACCUUUCCUAGCUCUUCUUUUUUUUUUUACAAAGGUACUGACUUCAAUGCAUUAAAUAUUUAUUAAAUACUCAGAAUGACCCAUGUUGUGUGUCGAACAAAGGGUGAAGUCCUAAAGUUUAGAAUGCUCUCAGGCCAUUCCAUCCUUGAAAAUAGUUUAAUUCAUAAACUCAUCAGGCUGCAGAAAGGAGUAUCCUAAGGGGGCUAUUCUGAAGAAGGGAAGGGAAGCUGUCUUUUUGGAACCACUUUUCCUUGAAACUCCACCUUCUUCUGGAAAGCAAAACUCUUAAUAUGGCUAAGAGUUGGCUAGAGCUGUAGAAAUGUACAGAGGAAAGGACAGGUCGCUACAGAAUACUGUGGUGUACUUGGACAUGGUUUGGAUGACAGAAAUUAUCUUUACCCCUUUUCCACUGAAGAGGGGUUCCCUGAGGUAACCAGAGGUGUGAUGGGAAAAGCAAAUUGAGUUUUUUUAAUACCUGCAUGCCAAUGUUGUGAUUGUCAUAAAUCCAAUGAGAAGUGGAUGCCUGUGGUUUUGAAGGAAUGUGCUUAGUUCACAGAACGAAAAGGCUUCUCAGUUAACUCAAAGGCUAAAAACACACAGAUUAAAAUUCAGAGAAUGAGGAAAAGAAAAUCCAGGGAAGUCUUUGAGUUUCAUUGGAACAAGUAUAGAUGGUUAGGAUUUGGUUUCCUGGCAUGGUCUGCAAACCAUAAGCUUUUACUCCAAAUAAAUAAAAAGUUCUUACAAGGCUCAAGUGAGUGUAAGUGCUGCAACAUAAUAAAAUUACUUGAUUUGCAGCUAGGCUGUUGUAACAAUGCAUAGACUAAAAGAACUAAAAAAAGGUUGUAGACGAUGUUUUGAGUACCUAAAAAAAAUAAAUGAGCGAGUCACCAUAUACUUUCCAAAAAGGCGAAGAUGAUUUGUCUCACAAUAUAAGCUAUGUAAUUAAAAGCUUUUUUUUUUUAACGUUUAGACCCUUAAGGGUGUAAUUAUGGGGUAUUCUUUCCUAUGCUUUUUUGUUCCACUCUUUGCUUAGACAUAAAAACCAAAUUCCGUGCCUUUCUUCGGCCCUUAGAACGAUUUCUUUUCAUGCCAAAUCUCUUAAGCCUCCUCCCUCCCAUUUUAAAAAAAUUUUUUUGAGAAAUAAUUCACAUAACAUAAAAUUCACCCUUUCAAAAUGCAAUUCAGUGGGUUUUAGAAUAUUCACAAAGUUGUGCAACUGUCACCAGUAUCUGAUUACAGAACGUUUCAUCACUCUAGAAAGAAACCCAUAUCCAUUAGCAGUCCCUCUCCCUUUCCUCCUCCCUCCAGCCCCUGGCAACCACUCAUCUGCUUUCUGUGGAUUUGCCUCUUCUGGACACUUCAUCGAAGUCGAAUUAUACAAUAUAUGGCUUUUUGUGUCUGGCUUCUUUCACUUAGCAUGGUGUUUUCAAGGUUCAUGUUGUAUGUAGCAUGUAUCAGUACUUUAUGCAUUUUUUAUGACUGAAUAAUAUUUCAUUGUAUGCAUAUGCCUUUGCUUUUUCCUGUAUUUGAGUCUUAUUCCUGGUCUCCCUAUGGAAUUAAUCUGUUGCAUUUUAUUUUAUAAUGUUUGUAAAAGAACCUCUGACAGAUUCAGUAAUGUAUUUUCUACAAUGAUGGCUUUUUAAAAUUACCUUCCCAGGUACAAGUUAGAAAAGUCUGAGAGCAUUUUCUUCCUAGCCAGUUAUUAGUAGAGUUAUUUUCCAGUGAACUGAGCAUUUUAUUUCUAGCCUAAUUCAAAAGUUAUACCAGGGGGCUUCCCUGGUGGCACAGUGGUUAUGAAUCUGCCUGCCAGUGCAGGGGACACGGGUUCGAACCCUGGUCCGGGAAGAUCCCACAUGCUGCGGAGGAACUCGGCCCGUGCACCACAACUACUGAGCCUGCGCUCUAGAGACUGCAAGCCACAACUGUUGAGCCCGUGUGCCACAGCUACUGAGCCCGCGCGCCUGGAGCCCGAGCUCUGCAACAAGAGAAGCCAACGCAAUGAGAAGCCCAUGCACCGCAACCAAGAGUAGCCCCUGCUCGCCGCAGCUAGAGAAAUAGAGAAAGCCUGUACACAGCAACAAAGACCCAAUGAAGCCAUAAAUAAAUAAAUUUUGGGUUUUUUUUUUAAAGACAGUGGAUUUAAAAAAAAAAAAAAAGUUAUACCAGGUAGGGAGCUAGUUGGCCAAACUGUUGAAGGGACUCAGCCGAGUCAGCUCCAAAGAAAAUGAGAUUCGUAUUAUAUCCUUUUUAAUUUUAAUUUAGAAGAUUUCCAACUAAAAUGAGGGAUGUUCUGUGGG